Molecule: messenger RNA, 2978 nt
Organism: Ceratotherium simum simum (southern white rhinoceros)
Lineage: Eukaryota; Metazoa; Chordata; Mammalia; Perissodactyla; Rhinocerotidae
Gene: CSRNP3
Product: cysteine and serine rich nuclear protein 3
Biological process (GO): regulation of transcription by RNA polymerase II
Cellular component (GO): nucleus
Molecular function (GO): sequence-specific DNA binding; DNA-binding transcription factor activity, RNA polymerase II-specific
Source: RefSeq, a predicted model, not a curated record
CUCAGUGAGGCUGAUGCCGUGCAGCAAGCCGUAGGUAAUGAGUCUUUGUGCAGAGUGAAGCUCUUGUCGCUGAACAAUAAAGCAUACGGUACCAGCAAUAAAACACGGGGUUGGCAAAUUUAAGAAGAUUCCACUGAACCAGGAAGAACAGUGCCUUUGGUGAUGCUGACAUAUAGUAUAAAAUGAUAAUCAAUUUAUUUUGGAUUCUAAUGAGUAAAGAGUACAAGGACUAAGACUACAGCUAUUUGAACAGGUACAUGUGACAGCGCUGCAGCGAUGAGUGGAAUUUUAAAGAGGAAGUUUGAAGAAGUUGACGGCUCCUCACCCUGCUCCUCUGUGCGGGAAUCAGAUGAUGAAGUUUCCAGCAGUGAAAGCGCGGACAGCGGGGACAGUGUCAAUCCGUCCACUUCUAAUCAUUUUCCUCCUUCCUCCAUUCUCAAAAGGGAGAAGCGGCUGAGGACAAAGAAUGUGCAUUUUAGUUGUGUCACCGUGUACUACUUCACCAGGAGGCAAGGCUUCACGAGCGUGCCCAGUCAAGGGGGCAGCACCCUGGGCAUGUCCAGCCGCCAUAACAGCGUGCGCCAGUACACUCUUGGCGAAUUUGCGAGAGAGCAGGAGAGGCUCCACCGGGAGAUGUUGAGAGAACACCUCAGGGAGGAAAAACUGAACUCUUUAAAACUAAAGAUGACUAAGAAUGGCACAGUGGAAUCGGAAGAAGCUAGCACCCUUACAGUGGACGACAUUUCUGAUGAUGAUAUUGAUUUAGACAACACAGAGGUAGACGAGUACUUCUUUCUACAACCCCUGCCAACCAAAAAACGGAGAGCGCUGCUGCGGGCGUCCGGAGUGAAAAAAAUUGAUGUGGAAGAAAAGCACGAGCUACGAGCCAUCCGCCUAUCGCGAGAGGACUGUGGCUGUGACUGCCGCGUGUUCUGUGAUCCAGAAACGUGUACCUGCAGCCUGGCAGGCAUUAAGUGUCAGGUGGAUCGAAUGUCUUUCCCAUGUGGCUGCACUAAAGAAGGAUGUAGUAACACGGCAGGUAGAAUUGAAUUUAAUCCUAUCCGUGUCCGGACUCACUUUUUGCACACAAUAAUGAAACUGGAACUGGAGAAAAACCGAGAGCAGCAAAUCCCCGCACUGAACGGCUGCCACAGUGAGAUAAGCGCUCACAGUAGUUCCAUGGGCCCUGUCGCUCACUCCGUAGAAUAUUCUAUCGCAGACAAUUUUGAGAUUGAAACUGAACCGCAGGCUGCUGUGCUGCACCUGCAGUCCGCUGAGGAAUUAGAUUGCCAAGGGGAGGAGGAGGAGGAAGAGGAGGAUGGGAGCAGCUUCUGCAGCGGAGUCACUGAUUCUAGCACGCAAAGCUUGGCACCUAGUGAGUCAGAUGAGGAGGAGGAAGAGGAAGAAGAAGAGGAGGAGGAGGAAGAGGAUGACGAUGAUGAGAAAGGGGACAGCUUCGUGGAAGGUUUGGGUACCCAUGCUGAAGUUGUCCCUCUUCCUUCCGUCCUUUGUUAUUCUGAUGGCACCGCCGUUCAUGAAAGCCACACGAAAAAUGCUCCUUUUUAUGCCAACUCUUCAACUCUGUAUUACCAAAUAGAUAGCCACAUUCCAGGAACUCCUAACCAGAUCUCUGAGAACUACUCUGAAAGAGAUACUGUCAAAAAUGGUACCCUCUCGCUGGUGCCUUACACCAUGACCCCGGAGCAGUUUGUUGACUAUGCCCGACAAGCAGAAGAAGCCUACGGCACCUCCCACUACCCAGCUGCCAACCCCUCGGUCAUCGUUUGCUGCUCCUCUUCAGAAAAUGACAGCGGUGUGCCCUGCAAUAGCUUAUAUCCCGAACAUAGGUCCAAUCAUCCUCAAGUGGAAUUUCACUCAUACUUGAAAGGCCCCUCCCAGGAAGGGUUUGUCUCUACAUUGAAUGGUGACAGUCACAUUUCAGAGCAUCCUGCUGAAAAUUCUUUGAGCCUUGCAGAAAAGAGCAGAUUGCACGAAGAGUGCAUCAAAUCACCCGUGGUUGAGACUGUCCCUGUUUAGUAGCUUAAGUUAUUCUAGGACCAAGUCUUCUCCUAUUUAAAGCACUGUAUUUAAUUGGAUUUCCUGGGCUCAUGGUUGUUUAAACUAAGGACCGAGAAAACUUGGACUGUGGUGAAUCUUCCAGACUGUAUUUUGUUUUCUCCUUUCUAGCUAUGUGACUGUGGCAUUGUACAAAUACAGUCUCUAUGAGGAUUUUAAAAGAUUUCAGACUGUUUUGAUAGAAAAUGCUAAUUUUAAAAAAGCAUAUCUCACAGUUGCCUACCUGUCAAACUGUGUGAAACCUGCCAAGCUGUGUAGAUCAGAGCUCCAAGUUUUGGAUUAUUGGGCCUGUGCAAGAUUGUUAACUAAGACUGGGAAAUAAUUAAGAUUUAGAGUCCUAAUUUUCGAUAUAUCUGAAGAUGAUGGUGACUUUUUAAUGUAAAAGUAAUUAUUGUAAGAAAAAGAUUGAAUUGUUUCAGGUGUAUUUUAUUUAUGGUAGUUAGAAGUCAUGUUUUGAUGAAAAUGAACAGCAGCAUGUUCUUUUAAGCUGAAGAUGCAUAGUUAGUACCACCAAGCAUGCCCACAUGGAUUGCAUCUGGAAUCCAUUCACGUUUUUAUGAUCAUGACUGAUCAGAUUUGCAAAUACUUUCUUAAGGGUGAAAUAGGCCUAUUUUUGCUAUUUUGGACAAAUAAAUGAGUCUAUAUGUGCAGGUCCUUACACAGUUUUCUCUAAAGUUAAGAGUUAGGACAAUCCUCUGGCGAGGGCCUAGUUCAUUGCCCUCCCUCAGCUGACUCCAGAGAUGGAGGUAGAAGGAAUUGCCUUUCUUUUUUAAACAGCAUCAUCUUGGUUCUUAGCUUGGACAGCACCUUUAAACUCUACUCCCCUACAUCAAAAUGCACUUUAGUGCCCCUUCAUGGUACCUUGUGAGGGGUGGGGACUGAGAACUCUUUGAGAUGAAAAA